GUUUGUUUCUUAUUGCUGCUAAUAGGUGUUGUUACAUAAUGACAGCCUUAAAAUAACAUGGCUUAGGAAGCUCUAUUUAUCAUACAUAAAAAGAAGGGGAAAUUUUAUGACCUAAGUAAGCUCUACCAAUUCAAAGCUUUCUGCAUUCGUUGGGAUUUUAGUACCUCCCAACGACUGCUAAUGUAUAGUUUCUCAUGUAUGACAUGCCACCUGGGUUUAUGACAACCAUGAAGACCUCAUCAAAUUCCCAGUACUCGUCAUACUCUGUUUCCAAAGUUUUCAACCCUCAAUUCCAAAUUCUCCAUUUUCUAUCCUACUUCGGUCUGUUAGGCUGUGGAAUAACUCUGGGAAUCAUUCUGAGUUUCUACAUCAAAGGUUGCAACUUGAACCUGCAACUCACUCGUCUCUCAGUCUCUGAAAUUUCCGCACCGCCAAGGCCUGAAAUUUCCGACGAGACUCACGUGGGGCUGAAGAACUAUUUGAAGCCGCCGGCUGUGAUGCACGACAUGGACGAUAAAGAGCUUCUAUGGAGAGCUUCAAUGGCUCCGAAGAUCAAAGAAUAUCCUUUUAAUCGAACUCCUAAAGUGGCCUUCAUGUUCUUGACGAGAGGCCCUGUGUUUCUGGCUCCCUUGUGGGAAAAGUUCUUCAAAGGCCAUGAAAAGUAUUACUCAAUUUACGUCCAUUCGAAUCCUUCGUACAAUGGAUCAGACCCUGAAAGUCCAGUCUUCCAUGGUCGCAGAAUUCCCAGUAAGGAAGUGAAAUGGGGAAGCGUGAACAUGGUCGAAGCGGAGCGUCGUUUACUAGCAAACGCACUGCUUGACGUUUGGAACCAACGUUUCGUGCUGUUAUCGGAAUCCUGCAUUCCUCUCUUCAACUUCUCCACCGUCUAUUCCUACCUCAUGAACUCCUCCGUCAGCCACGUCAUGUCCUACGACGAGCAUUCUGCGGUGGGACGCGGCCGCUACAGCCCCCGCAUGCUCCCCCUCAUCACCGUCGACCAAUGGCGUAAGGGCUCCCAGUGGUUCGAAAUGGACCGGGAACUCGCCCUCGCCGUCGUCUCCGACAGUACCUACUUCCCGGUGUUCCACCAUUACUGCAAGCGGUCGUGUUACGCCGACGAGCACUACUUGCCGACGUUCGUGACCAUGAAGCACGCUAGCAUUAACUCCAACCGGACGUUGACCUGGGUUGACUGGUCAAAGGGUGGGCCCCAUCCGGCAAGGUUGGCCAGGAACUACGUCACCGUUGAGUUCUUGAAGGCCCUGAGGAACACAACGUGUGAAUAUAAUGGGGUUGAGGAUAGCAAUGUGUGUUACCUCUUUGCCAGGAAGUUCUUGCCUGACACAUUAAGCAGACUUCUUAGAUUUGCUCCUAAGGUUAUGCAAUUCUGAGGAUACAUAAUACUAACGUUAUAUUUACU
This is a messenger RNA of Neltuma alba, 1420 nucleotides long. Its product is annotated as glycosyltransferase BC10-like. The transcript has 3 exons. Gene Ontology annotation, molecular function: glycosyltransferase activity. NCBI's taxonomy places the organism in Eukaryota, Viridiplantae, Streptophyta, Magnoliopsida, Fabales, Fabaceae. The record is from RefSeq and is a predicted model, not a curated record. The coding region runs from base 195 to 1391 and encodes 398 amino acids. Gene Ontology annotation, cellular component: membrane.